AUGGGACAUGUAGUGACUGAUACCAGCGGUUCACUUAGCCGAGGUGCUAGCCACAACCUCGAUAAGGGCAUGGGAGUGAACUGGCCUGUGGCUCAUGAAAACAAUGAUAUCCAACAGGCGGAUAGAAAUUAUGAAAAUGACCGCUUCAUUUUGGCCAGUCUCGGCGAACCUAAACGCAUCCAUCCGUGGAAUACUUUUAGAUAA
Protopolystoma xenopodis is the source of this 204-nucleotide messenger RNA. The record is from the annotation of a GenBank genome assembly. Lineage: Eukaryota; Metazoa; Platyhelminthes; Monogenea; Polystomatidea; Polystomatidae.